AUGUCCAUUUACUCUUCACCCCCCAAUGGGGCAAGCGAGAAAGGGGUCGAGUCUGUCAAGCCAGAGCCUACCUUGGAGAGAUUCGAGACGCUUAACCAUGGGCCUCGAUUCACUGCACCAAGACCGCUUCCUACAGCAGCGACCUCACUUCCGAUCGGAGCUUUCUCUACAACCUUGACGACGCUUUCCCUGAGUCUAAUGGAGUGGCGAGGAGUGACAACAACUAACGUCUAUAUCGCAAACUUUUUCUUUCUAGCUGCCUUUGGCCUAGUAAUAUCUGCGCAGUGGGAGCUUACGGGAGGAAACGGCUUUGGUUACAGUGUCUUCAGUGCUUUCGGUUACGGUGCCAUAUUAACUCCCUCUUUUGGGGUUUCAGCAGCAUAUGGCGAUGAUACCCAGCAGUUGAACAAUGCUCUCGGACUUUUCAUGAUCAUUUGGAGUGUCUUCGUUCUCGCCUACCUAGUCGCCACCAUACCGACAAAUAUCGUUUACAUCCUGAUCUUCAUCUUCGUUGAGUUAUGCUUCGUACUGGUUGCUGCUAGCUACUUUGCUGCUGCCGAUGGUCAUGAUAGCGCAUCGGUUGGACUGAAGAAGAGUGGUGGCGUUUUCGCGUUCCUCGCUGGGCUUGUUGGAUGGUAUCUGACUUUCCACCUCUUGCUAAAGGACUCUUUGGUAGAGUUACCAUUGGGUGAUACUUCUCAGUAUUUCCCCAAGACUCGGAAGAAGACCGAGUAG
Colletotrichum lupini is the source of this 735-nucleotide messenger RNA. RefSeq lists its product as uncharacterized. The transcript has 5 exons. Bases 1 to 735 code for a protein of 244 amino acids. Gene Ontology annotation, molecular function: acetate transmembrane transporter activity. NCBI's taxonomy places the organism in Eukaryota, Fungi, Ascomycota, Sordariomycetes, Glomerellales, Glomerellaceae. The record is from RefSeq and is a predicted model, not a curated record. Gene Ontology annotation, cellular component: plasma membrane.